This is a messenger RNA of Chinchilla lanigera (long-tailed chinchilla), 4152 nucleotides long. RefSeq names its product C-terminal binding protein 2 (gene Ctbp2). The record is from RefSeq and is a predicted model, not a curated record. The transcript is spliced from 9 exons. Gene Ontology annotation, molecular function: transcription corepressor activity; NAD binding; oxidoreductase activity, acting on the CH-OH group of donors, NAD or NADP as acceptor. Lineage: Eukaryota; Metazoa; Chordata; Mammalia; Rodentia; Chinchillidae. The coding region runs from base 30 to 2981 and encodes 983 amino acids.
UGCCUCGCCUGCAGUCAUUUGUUCUGCCGAUGCCGGUUCCCAGCAGGCAUAUCAACAUUGGCCGUUCACAGAGCUGGGAUGCUGCUGGCUGGUAUGAGGGCCCUUGGGAGCAUGCUGAGGUUCUGCCACCCCUGGGAAGGCGAAGCUCUCUAACGUAUGGCUCGGCCGAGGGGCCCUGGUGUGAGCUGUCAAACCACCGAGCACAGGACGCCACCCUGCCCCGGGGCCCCGAGCCCUACCUGUACCAGGAGGCCUUUUAUAACUCACUGGCCGCGAGGAAGGGCUCUGCUCCCGACGUCACCUUCUACAACAGCAGACAGGCAGUGAUGUCUGGUCGUGGCGCCCUCCUGCCACAGGAUUACUACAGCGACCCAUCCAGAGGCACAAAGGUACCCAAGGAGCCACCCUACUAUCGGGACCCAGGAGUUGGCCAGCCAGUGCCCAGCUACGGAGUACUUGGCAGCAGAGUGCCGUGGGAGCAGGUACAAGGCCAACUACCUGCUCUGCAGGACAUCAGCCACCUGUACCGGGAUCCUGGGGAUAAAAUGAUCCCUCAGGGGCAGCGGACGAAGGGCAGGGCCCCGUCUCCUGGACGUUAUGGAAGGGAACUGCCGGAUGCCAGGUUCGGGGCAGAGACAGCUGCCUAUCCAUCCAGUCAGGUGUACAACAACGUUGGCGAGAGACCUGUUGAUUCUAACCCCGCCAGACAGAUGGCUCCGACGUGCCUGGUUGUGGACCCCGGCUCAGAUGCUCCCUCUGAGAGCAGCACGGGAAUAGCCCCAGGUUCCCUGAAUCGAGGCUAUGGGCCUCCCCGGGAAAAUGUCCACUCUAAGUUGGCUUAUGAGAAUUACGAAGGUGACCUGCCUGUGUUCCAGGGACCCGGUGGCAAGAGGAGUGUGCUCCCAGAGUUUCUGGCGCUGCUGCGGGCAGAGGGUGUGGCAGAGGCCACUCUGGCGGCCCUCCUGCAGCAAGGCUUCGACUCUCCCGCUGCCCUGGCCACCCUGGAGGACGCAGACAUCAAGUCUGUUGCGCCCAACCUCGGCCAGGCCCGCGUCCUGAGCCGCUUGGUCAGCAGCUGCCGGACCGAGAUGCAGCUUCGGAGGCAGAAUCGCAUGGGCCCCCUGCCCCGUACACGGUCCAGCAGUUUCAGCCAUCGGAGUGAGCUGCUGCCCAGUGACUCAGCUUCUCUGGGUGCCACAGCCCUGCAGCCCCAGCCUCCAGGGCCCCUGCAGAUGACUUCCCCCCAAGCUGGAGACCUGGCUCGCCGCCCUUCCAGUGCACCCUCCCAGCACCUCCUGGAGACAGCCACCUACUCUGCUCCUGGGGUGGGCCCUCAAGCCCCCCAUCUCCCUUCCAACUCGGGGUAUAGCUCUCCCACCCCUUGUGCCCUCACAGCGCGGCUGGGUCCUUCUUAUACUCAGCAGGCUGGGGUGGCCUUAUCGAACCCAGGCCCCACAGGCCCCAGAACAGCCUACUCCACCUCGUACACGGUGCCCAUGGAGCUGCUGAAGCGGGAGCGCAGUGUGGUUGCCUCUCCGCUGCCCAGCCCGCAUGGCAGCCCCCAGCUCCUGCGGAAGCCUGGAGUCCCUGUGGACCCAUCUACCUUGCCACCAGUCAGCCAAAGCCUCCACACACCACACUCAUCGUACCAGAAGGUGGCCCGGCGGACGGGGGCGCCCAUCAUCGUGUCCACCAUGCUUGCUCCAGAGCCAAGUAUCCGCCCCCAGAUCAUGAACGGCCCCCUGCACCCCCGCCCCCUGGUGGCGCUGCUAGACGGCAGAGACUGCACCGUGGAGAUGCCCAUCCUGAAGGACCUGGCCACAGUGGCCUUCUGUGAUGCACAGUCCACACAGGAGAUCCACGAGAAGGUAUUAAAUGAGGCCGUGGGUGCUAUGAUGUACCACACCAUCACCCUCACCAGGGAAGACUUGGAGAAGUUCAAGGCCCUGAGAGUGAUUGUGCGGAUCGGCAGUGGCUACGACAACGUGGACAUCAAGGCUGCUGGCGAGCUGGGGAUCGCGGUGUGCAACAUCCCAUCUGCGGCUGUGGAAGAGACGGCUGAUUCCACCAUCUGCCACAUCCUCAAUCUGUACCGGCGGAACACGUGGCUGUACCAGGCACUGCGGGAAGGGACACGCGUACAGAGUGUGGAACAGAUCCGAGAGGUGGCCUCGGGAGCAGCCCGAAUCCGUGGAGAGACACUGGGCCUCAUCGGCUUUGGUCGCACAGGGCAGGCGGUUGCUGUUCGAGCCAAGGCCUUUGGAUUCAGCGUCAUAUUUUAUGACCCCUACUUGCAGGAUGGCAUAGAGCGAUCCCUGGGCGUGCAGAGGGUCUACACCCUCCAGGAUUUGCUGUAUCAGAGUGACUGUGUCUCCUUGCACUGCAAUCUCAAUGAACAUAACCACCACCUCAUCAAUGACUUUACUAUAAAGCAGAUGAGGCAAGGAGCAUUCCUAGUGAAUGCAGCCCGAGGCGGCCUGGUGGAUGAGAAAGCCUUAGCCCAGGCCCUCAAAGAGGGCAGGAUACGAGGGGCAGCCCUUGACGUGCACGAAUCUGAGCCCUUUAGCUUUGCUCAGGGUCCAUUGAAAGACGCACCAAAUCUCAUCUGUACUCCCCACACAGCCUGGUACAGUGAACAAGCAUCCCUGGAGAUGAGGGAGGCAGCUGCCACAGAGAUCCGCCGAGCCAUCACAGGUCGCAUCCCAGAAAGCUUAAGAAACUGUGUCAACAAGGAAUUCUUCGUCACAUCAGCUCCUUGGUCAGUAAUAGACCAGCAAGCAAUUCAUCCUGAGCUCAAUGGUGCCACAUACAGGUAUCCACCAGGCAUUGUAGGUGUGGCUCCGGGAGGACUUCCUGCAGCCAUGGAAGGGAUUAUCCCCGGAGGCAUCCCAGUGACUCACAACCUCCCCACGGUGGCACAUCCUUCCCAAGCUCCCUCUCCCAACCAACCCACAAAACAUGAGCACCCCAAUGAGCAAUAGCAGAGAAUACUGACAGGUAAUCAUUUGCAUAAACUUGGGACCAAGAGACAGUGCAAAAUGGAUGAACUAAGAGAAAAGUCUCUGACAGUCUUUUUAACUGAUCCUGGACAUACACAUCCGUGAUGUUGCAGUGUUAAAGCUACAAGAGCUAGACAGUUGAAGAUGUCUGCUUCCAGAAGCGCUGAAAGACUAGGACGUGACUUAUUAACGACCAACUUCUGUUAUUGUGUGUUAAGUUUUUCAUCUGUGCAUCAAAUCACAAAGAAUAAAUAGAGCUUUUUCCUUUAUCAGUCCCUUGGACACAGCAGGUCUGAGCAACUUGCUCUAGAAUGUUGCAUCAAGAGUUCCAAACAUCAAAAUAAAAAAAUGUUAAGAGGAAAUCCCCAUCUUAUGACUCUAGUCCCUUUGGUCUACAGGGGCUCGUUACCUCUUUUUACUAGUAGGAAGAUUAAAUUACUACAAAAUGGGGAGAAAACUGCCUGUUAGACACCUGCACUCCUAGGAGUGAAGAGUCCAGGCUCCUGUACAAAGAAGUGUCUCACAUCUGAACUGCAUACUGAGCGCGCAAGUUGGUUGUUAGUUCAGUAAUACCCUCUGGUGAUGCAAAAAAAGUGAAAGAAAAAUUAUUAAGUUUCACAAGCUGUUUGUACUCAAAUAUAUUUUCUCAGUUUCAGAUCCUCAGCUAUUUUAUUGAGUGGAAAGUCUUGAACUGUAAGGGUUCAAGAAGAAUAAUGUUGCAUUUCCUUAUGUCUCAGGAAACACUUUUUAUGGUAACUUGUCAGAUUGUCUAUGAACAAACCCACUUUUUUAGACAUUGAUAAAUUCUUUUCUUCACGUGAUAUUUUAUACAAAAACACUUCAGAUGUGUUAUUAGAUGUGACUGAUUUUAACAAAUCCUAUUAGAUUUGUAUCAACUAGUUACAUGUUCUAUUCAUAGUCUUUUGUGAAUCAUUGCCUUUCUGUUUAAAAAGAUGGCCUAUUUUGAGCCUUUGUAUAGGUACAUUCCUGUUUUUGUGACAAAAGAAAAACUUUAAACUGUCCCAAACAGAAAAAUAAUGGCUAUCAGAACUAUGUUUUGUUUUAGUGUGAGUUACCGUUACUGUAUUUGUUUAUUGUAAAGGUGGACAUUUAGCGUUCAGUGCAGUUUUCAAUAAAAAGAAAUUAAAAUUUC